This is a messenger RNA of Onychostoma macrolepis, 2627 nucleotides long. RefSeq names its product E3 ubiquitin-protein ligase TRIM39-like. Gene Ontology annotation, molecular function: zinc ion binding; ubiquitin-protein transferase activity; protein binding. Gene Ontology annotation, biological process: protein ubiquitination. The record is from RefSeq and is a predicted model, not a curated record. Bases 734 to 2377 code for a protein of 547 amino acids. The transcript is spliced from 7 exons. NCBI's taxonomy places the organism in Eukaryota, Metazoa, Chordata, Actinopteri, Cypriniformes, Cyprinidae.
AGUCAGGUUUAUGUGAAGCUGGAAACAGUUUGAGCAGAACCAGAUUUAAUCGUCAAAUUUGAGUUGUUUAAGACACUGAAAUAAAAAUUGUAUUAAUGUGUUUCAUUUGUUUUGCUUGUAAACUUUGGCGUUUCUGUCAUUUCUGUUCUUUUUUGUGUCCCACUCGGCACAAAGACUAAAUAAACAGGAAAUAAAUAUGACCUCGAGGCAUAGACACCGUCACGCUUGCCACAAUGUUUGGUCUGUUCGUUAUGCAGAGUAAUGAAAAAUUACUCUGAAUGCAAAUAUGCAUGACAAGAUGAACUAAGAAUUUUUCAAAGAGACAUAUUUAAGCUAAUUAAUAUUGUUUGCCUUUAAUAUAAACAGCAAAUUAUUCCGGUGAUUUUUUUGUGUGUAAUCGCUUGUUUAGAAGGAAAUGUUUUCCCACAAAAUGUUUACUGCAUUGAAGUGGUAUCAGAAUGUAAGUAGAUUGGUUGUAAUGUUUGUUGCCUUUGUCAUUUUGUCAUGAUAUAAAGACUAAAGAAACAGUAAGUAGCCUAAAUGACCUGCAGACAGACUGAACACAAACCUGCUACACUGACUCUGUAUAUCCCAUUUACUUAAAACAAGAUUAAAACUACACUUGGCCAUACAAAAUAUAAAACUUUUGAAAGGGAAAAUGGUAUACGUCUUUAAUAUAAACAACAGAACAGCAGUUUCCAGUUCAGAUUGUGUUUUUUGUUCUUGAAAAGGUAUGAGAAAAGGAAUAGCAGUGGUGAAAUCUUCUCCAACAUCAUCGAGAAGAACAACAAGGAUAACAAGUAUUGAUACUCCUCUAUCUAUGUCAUCCUGCAGUGAACUUCAGUGCUCUAUAUGUCUGGAUGUGUUCACUGAUCCAGUCAGCACUCCAAGUGGACACAACUUCUGCAAGACCUGUCUGAAUAAGUGCUGGGACAACAGCCAGACCUGCAACUGUCCAUACUGUAAAGAAACAUUCAACCAAAGACCUGAUCUCAAGAUUAAUACCACACUCCGAGAGAUCGUAGAUCACUAUAAAAAUAAAAGUACUGAGAAAAAACCUGAAGUUCUGUGUGAUUUCUGUGAGGAAAGAAAGCUGCAAGCCCUGAAGUCGUGUCUGGUGUGUCAGAGCUCUUACUGUGAAACUCACCUGCAGCCUCAUUUGAGAGUGGCAGGUUUAAAGAAACACAAACUGAUGGAGCCUGUGAGUAAUCUGGAGGACUAUAUAUGUCAGAAACAUGAGAGACCUCUGGAGCUGUUCUGUAGAGAUGAUCAGACAUGUGUGUGUCUGUCCUGCACUGAAGGAGAUCACAAGAACCACAACACUGUUUCUUUAGAAGAAACCGAGUUGAUGAUCCAAGACGUGCAGAUGAUGAUCCAAGACAGAGUCAAGAAGAUUCAAGACAUCAAACACUCAGCAGAAAUCAGAAAAAGAAACACAGAGAAGGAGAAAGCAGCCCGUGUUGAGCUCUUCACUGAUCUCAUCCGCUCCAUUGAGAGAUGUCAGACUGAAGUGCUGGAGAUGAUGGAGGAGCAGCAGAAAGCAGCAGAGAAACAGGAGCAAGAGCUCAUUAAAGAUCUGGAGCAGGAGAUCACUGAGCUAAAGAUGAGAAACACUGAGCUGGAGCAGCUCUCACACACUGAAGAUCACCUCCACCUCCUACAGAUUUACUCAUCCCUGUGCAGCUCCACAAACACCAGGAACUGGCCUGAGAUCAGUAUGAAGACUCAUAAGAAUCUGAAGACUCUGAGGAGAGCUCUGACACAACUGCAGGAAACUCUGCAUGAGAAACUCGCACAAACUGAGCUGAAGUGGAUGCAGCAGUAUGCAGUGGAUGUGACUCUGGAUCCUGAUACAGCUCAUCCAAACCUCAUCCUGUCUGAUGAUGGAAAACAAGUGAGAUAUGGAGACAUUUGGCAGAAACUCCCAGACAACCCAGAGAGAUUUGAUCACAGUCCAAAUGUCCUGGGAAAGGAGGGAUUCUCCUCAGGGCGAUUUUAUUUUGAGGUGCAGGUGAAGGGAAAGACUAACUGGACUUUAGGAGUGGCCCAAGAAUCCAUUAAAAGGAAGGGAGAGAUCAAACUGAGACCCGGUAAUGGAUUUUGGACAGUGAUUCUGAGGAAUAAGAAUGAAUAUAAAGCUUGUGCUGGUCCCGCUGUUUCUCUGUGUCUGAGAGUGAAGCCGCAGCGGGUCGGUGUGUUUGUGGAUUAUGAGGAGGGUCUGGUCUCCUUUUAUGAUGUGGAGUCCAGCUCUCAUAUCUACUCUUACACUGGACAGCCUUUCAAUGGGAAACUCUAUCCAUAUUUCAGCCCAUCCUUAAACUAUGGAGGUGUAAACUCAAUCCCACUGAUCAUCACAACUGUCACUUACAAUAAAUGAAUUAAUAUCCCUGAUAUGAAAGAUGAAAAUAAUUUUAUGCAAAAACUGUGUAUGUGGGAUGAAGGUUCUUUAAUGGUUUGUUUUUCAGUUUCAGUUUGUUUUUAGAAUCUACUAUAAUUAUAUAUUUUAAUCUUUGUAAUGCUUGUUUUAUUCAUGACAUUUUUCUAAUCUUUACCUGACACUCGAAAUUGUCUGUAAACUAUUUACAUCAAAAUAAACCAAUGUAAUCUCAAUAAACUGUUGUAUUAAG